AUGAUCACCCGUCCCGCCUUCCCAGCCCCGCAGAGCGACUUGAAGACUGUUGUCGAGAGUCGGAACCGCGAGUGGCACUUCCACAUUUACUUCCUGCUUCAGUCGCCCACGGAGAAGGCCGCAGCCUUGGCUAUUCGUGAUGCUGUCUUGAGGCUUCGCCGUGAUGGUGCAUUUGUUGCCGUCCCGCUACAGACGGUCAAUGAGUAUCCAAGAGGACCACACCCAGCAGGAAGCUAUGAGAUUUGGGUGCCGGACUCAUCGUUCAGCGACGUCUUUUUCUAUCUAGCGUCCAACAGGGGUAAUCUCAGUGUUCUGGUACACCCUCUGACAGCAGACCAACGCCGCGACCACGAGUUCCGCCACGGCUGGAUGGGCACCCCUUGGCCUCUUUUCCUGGACAGCCUGCCGAGCGACGGUGAUAUUCCCCUCCAAUAUCCCGAGCUAAGCCUCGGGUGGUCCACAGAGCCGGACAAGGAGAUCUCGCUUGACGAGAGGCGCAAGAGAGGCGCUGAAGUGGAGGCGCUGCUAGCUGACGAUCCGGAGGCUGCUCCUGCGCCUGACAACUAG
Messenger RNA from Cryphonectria parasitica EP155, 567 nucleotides. RefSeq lists its product as uncharacterized. The transcript is spliced from 4 exons. Bases 1 to 567 code for a protein of 188 amino acids. The record is from RefSeq and is a predicted model, not a curated record. NCBI's taxonomy places the organism in Eukaryota, Fungi, Ascomycota, Sordariomycetes, Diaporthales, Cryphonectriaceae.